UAAGUCAAAAGCUUGCAAAACCUUUCAGAAUGUAUUUUAAAGUCUACUGGAUAAUAUUUGCAGUCAUCAUUCUUGCUGCGAUUGCUGUCGAAGCACAUCGUUACAGCUCUUCUCAGGAUUAUUAUGAUUACUAUACUAACUCAACUUAUGGACGACGCAAUGGAAAGAACAGGAAGAACAGAAACAAACAACAAUCUCAAAAGCAAAGAAAUACCCAACAAGGAAGUAGACAAGGUGGACAACAAGGCUCUAGACAAGGCGGUGGUCGUCGACAUACUACAGCCAGUCCUUAUGUUAAUCCUUAAAAAUUCUUUUUUUUCUGUGAAAAUUAAAAUUAAAAUGAAAAAUAAAAAUUAUUUAUUUUGAUAAAAUGG
Chironomus riparius is the source of this 374-nucleotide messenger RNA. The record is from the annotation of a GenBank genome assembly. Lineage: Eukaryota; Metazoa; Arthropoda; Insecta; Diptera; Chironomidae.